This is a messenger RNA of Morchella sextelata, 1980 nucleotides long. RefSeq lists its product as uncharacterized. Bases 1 to 1980 code for a protein of 659 amino acids. The record is from RefSeq and is a predicted model, not a curated record. The transcript has 4 exons. Gene Ontology annotation, molecular function: 4 iron, 4 sulfur cluster binding; GTP 3',8'-cyclase activity; metal ion binding. NCBI's taxonomy places the organism in Eukaryota, Fungi, Ascomycota, Pezizomycetes, Pezizales, Morchellaceae. Gene Ontology annotation, biological process: Mo-molybdopterin cofactor biosynthetic process.
AUGGCGACCUCGACACUAUUAUCGCGGUGCUCCCGCCUCCCCACAAUAAGAUACUUACGCAGGCUCCCGUCAAUACCAGUACCAGUAGCACAGAGGCGAACGAUCGCAACAGGCCUCACUGCUGCUGUCGAGGAGGAAGAAGAUGCCAGUUUACAGCUCCCAUUCUCAGCUCCGACGACAACGACGACGACACCCCGAUUAGACCAACUCAGGAAGUCUGCAAAGCCGUUCUCAGAGUUCCUGACUGACACAUUCGGGCGCCAACACACAUAUCUCCGAAUAUCUGUUACCGAGCGCUGUAACCUACGAUGUGUCUACUGCAUGCCCGAAGAGGGCGUCCCGCUCUCGCCUCCCGCACACCUCCUCUCUACCCCCGAGAUUCUCGAAAUCGCACGUCUGUUUGUCUCACAGGGCGUCACAAAGAUCAGACUAACAGGCGGGGAGCCCACCGUGCGGAAAGAUAUAGUAGAGCUGGUGGAGGAGCUAGGGAAGUUGAGGAGUAUGGGGUUGAAAGAGGUGGCGAUGACGAGUAAUGGGAUUGCGUUGAAUCGCAAGCUGGAGCGCAUGGUGGACGCGGGGUUGACGGGACUGAACCUGAGCCUGGAUACACUGGAUCCAUGGAAAUUUCAGUUUAUGACUAGGAGGAAAGGUCUCGAACAGGUUCUCAAAACAAUCGAUAAUGCACUCUCUCUUGGCUUCGGCGCCCCCGGCUCUGACAAAAUCCUCAAGAUCAAUUCGGUCGUCAUGAAAGGUGUCAAUGAUAACGAGAUUGGCAACUUUGUCGAGUUGACGCGCGACAAGCCCAUUGAAGUACGUUUCAUCGAAUACAUGCCAUUCGAUGGCAACAAAUGGAACAAAAAGAAGAUGGUCUCAUACAAGGACAUGGUGGACCUCAUUCACACUACACAUCCCAGCCUACAGAAGAUGGCAUCCCAGCGGCCCAAUGACACAAGCAAGAGUUGGUAUGUCCCUGGAUACCAGGGCCGAGUCGGCUUCAUUACGAGCAUGACGCACAACUUCUGCGGAAGCUGCAACAGGCUCCGCAUCACGGGAGACGGCAACCUCAAGGUGUGUCUAUUUGGAGAUGCAGAGGUUAGUCUACGGGACAUGAUGAGAAAAUACCGAGACCGAGAGGCCGAGGUUGGUGCGGGUGAUAGAGCGGUAAUGGAGAGGGAGCUACUAGAUGUCGUGGGUGUGGCAGUGAGGAGAAAGAAGGAGAAACAUGCGGGCAUGGGUGAGCUGGAGAAUAUGAAGAAUCGCCCUAUGAUCUUGAUCGAUAAGGAUCAUAGGGGAGUAGGAGCGACGUCGGCGGCGGCAGCAGUGGGACAUAGGCCGGCUCUCUGGGGACAUCAUUCUUUUCCAGGCGUUACGCGGAGUUCUUCACCUUUAAGCACAAUAAUACCACCCCCAUUCCCACCCCCAUUCCCACCCCCAUCCUUCCUCCAAGCACGAGCAUACUCCACCAAGCCUACCACUCCCCCUCCAUCUCCCGAACAACCCAAACUCACUCACCUCACCCCCACCGGCGAAGCACACAUGGUCAACAUCACCCAAAAAGCCGUCACCUCUCGCACCGCCAGCGCCGCCGGGCGCGUCCACUUCUCCAACCCCACCCCCCUAACCCUCAUCCGUACCAACGCGCUCAAAAAAGGCGAUGUCCUCGCCACCGCCCGCAUCGCCGGCAUCAUGGCCGUCAAGAAGUGCCCCGACCUCAUCCCGCUCUGCCACCCCAUCCUCGUCAGCGGCGUCAAAGUCAGUGUCGAGGCGUGCGGCGGCAAGGGCGAGAACGGGUAUGUGCACAUUGAGGCGACGGUCGAGUGUGUGGGGCAGACGGGCGUGGAGAUGGAGGCGCUGACGGCGGUGGUGGGUGCGGGGUUGACGGUGGUGGACAUGUGUAAGGCGGUGGAUAAGCGGAUGGUGAUUGGGGAGGUGAGGGUUACGAGGAAGGAGGGGGGGAGGAGUGGGGUUUUUGUGGAGUAG